Messenger RNA from Trichoderma reesei QM6a, 747 nucleotides. RefSeq lists its product as uncharacterized. The coding region runs from base 1 to 747 and encodes 248 amino acids. The transcript has a single exon. The record is from RefSeq and is a predicted model, not a curated record. NCBI's taxonomy places the organism in Eukaryota, Fungi, Ascomycota, Sordariomycetes, Hypocreales, Hypocreaceae.
AUGGGUUCUGUCAUUCCUUCUCCUACCACACUCCCAUGGCCGGUAUCCACAGCAAGUCUCGGCGUUGUCGUUGCUCGAUUCAAGGAAGAUCUGACCCCUUGGCUUCCUGUCUCCAAAUAUGCCUAUGUAUACGACCAGGGCCAUAUUCCCCAGUCAAACGACACUGUCAACCACGACGAUUUUCGCUCCUACGUUCAGCUUCGGAACCUCGGUCGGGAGGGCCAGACGCACCUACAUCACAUCGUACACCACUAUGAUAAACUCGAAGACUACAUGAUAUUCUGUCAAGCGGCUCCGUUUGAUCUCAUUGGCGAUGUGGUCAAUUCCACCAUUCAGAUGGUCGAGGUGGCGCUUCAAGUUAAGCGCAACGAAGUGAAUCCCUUCAACCCAGCUUUAUUCCAUGAUGUCAAUGAUUGGGCAAAGAUCAAUUGGACAGAUCCAAAAGAAAGCAUCUGGAUGACGCCGAGCCAGUUGGCCUCUUUAGUUUUUGCGCCCUAUACACCUGCAGAACUUUGGCAUUUUGUGCUACGGGAACAUCAUCCCCCAGCUAUUCGAGCUGCGCAUGGUGGUACGUUUGCGGUGCGUCGUGAGACGAUUCGUAACCAGCCUCGAGAAGUAUACGAAAGAGCCCUGAAAAAGUUUGUCGAAGCCAACGCAACAAAUCCGGAAGUCGGCUUCAUGUGGGAACGAUUCUGGACCGCGACUUUCUCGAAUAAAUAUUGGCUUCCCGAAGUUGAGAAUCCAUAA